This is a messenger RNA of Filobasidium floriforme, 2591 nucleotides long. RefSeq lists its product as uncharacterized. NCBI's taxonomy places the organism in Eukaryota, Fungi, Basidiomycota, Tremellomycetes, Filobasidiales, Filobasidiaceae. The transcript has 4 exons. The record is from RefSeq and is a predicted model, not a curated record. The coding region runs from base 106 to 2238 and encodes 710 amino acids.
UGAGGUCUCGUUUCUGCAAAUGAGUUCGUUUUGCGGGAUUCAGAAGCAGGCCGGGAUAAUUGCUUCCGAAAUGAUGAAGUGACGUUUCCUCUCGGAAGUAUAUCAAUGGGUCGCGAUGGGUCGAUCCCCAAGGGCAUAUUUCAUCGAAACCACACUUCUGUCUAUACCCCGAAGGUCAUAUCGGUCAUCGAUCCUGAUAACGUACCAUUUACGGCCGAUACCACAGCGAUGGAAUCGCUUUUACCCUCUCGGGCCAACCUAGGCCCGCCCCGAUCCCCAUCCUCCUCCUCUUCGUCGACCGUGAAGUUCCCACACACUCGAGCCCGGGCGACCUCGCAGUCGGACACUAGCACUACCAAGGGAAUCAAUGGAGCGAGCAAGUUGUCCAUUACUAGUGGACCUCGAAAGGGUCGAAGAGCAGGGAUGGAAAGCUUGGACAGUGGAGAUGUAGAUACCGGUUCAGGUUCCGGGUCUGGGUCAGGCGUCGGGACGGGGUUGGGUGCAUAUGGACGACCGGAAGCAGGAGCAGGAAGGUUGUUUCACGACGAUACCUCCCUUCCAGGUUCACGUUCGACCACCCCGACUCCAACACCUCGAGGAAAUAGAAGUAGCAUUAUCAACAGAACAGAAGAGAACAACAAGCCUACGAGCUCGUCCCUUCCCACCUCUUCUCACCUUCACGAUCACGCCAGCACUUUACACUCAAAGUCGAUUUCAAACUCUCCGGCUGGGCACCUUCAAGUCCCCUCCGCCUUUCCGCUCCGUCGACCUCGUGCAUCAGCGAAUCAGGAUGUAACCUAUCGUGCUGGAUCACGUCGAUCAUCCACGAGCCACAUCGACACGACUGUCUCCGUAACGCCGGCUGAGCCCAGCGGGGAAGGGAUCAGCCCUCGAUGGUGGAACGGGAGGACGACGAGUUACUCUCCGUCUCCUAUUCCGACACCAGGACGGACCUCUUCUCCGGUUCCUUUGGCAGCCUCCCAAUCAAAUACGCAAUUGCAAGGUCGAGAUCAAGUACAAGGUUUGGGUACAGGUCAGGCUCGGCCCUUACCGCCGUCGCGGACCGUGUCGAAUGCGUUCCAUCCCCAAGGGGUGUCAGGCAGGUCUUCUCCCAGCUUUGGAGUCGGUCAGACAAACAAUAAUGGGAUAUCGGGAGCGCAAGGACAGGCUUUUCACAGCUCACCGGCGACUUAUGGACCAGCAAGCUCCAGCGGGAACGGCCCGUAUGAGCAUUUCGAUACCUCGACCUUUGACGCUCGGAGGCAUCCGUUCCCUCCACCACCAUCUCGAACACAAUCGCAGUCGCAGGUACACUCGAUGUCUUUCGCUACUUCCUCUUCGACCCGCGACGUUGCAACAAUGGACGAUAGCCCACUCGAAUCGGGAGCGCACGGACGUCGGUCGGACAGAGUGAGCAGGAUCUCAGAGGCCUUCGAGCCGGAUUCACCUCGUGCUCAAGGGAAGGGUCGGAGGCGAAGCAGUGCCGCCGUAGAGCAAGACGAGAGGGAGGAAGAGGCAGCUUGGGACGUCUUUCGGGAAGUUCAGAUGGAAAGGGAACGGAUUGUGAAGCCCCGUACUGUGUCUCACCUCAUCCCGCCCUUAACAUCCUCCUUGACGUCGCUCUCCUUGUCCUUGACCACGCGUCAACGGUCAAUUCAACAUACACUACAAGAGUUCAAGUCGAUUGCGGAGAGGUUUGAAAUGCUAGAUGACGAGGUGGUGGAUGGGAUCUUGAAUGCGUUGGGGAACGAGGAGGAAAUCGACAAGGCUCAAAAGGAGGGAAAUACACGUGGGUCUACAGUCGAAACGACCUCCAAUCUUCUGGAUCGACCCUCUUCUAGAGUAACACAUGACACGCCAACAUCAAAUCCAUCAUCUCCCUCGGCAAUAUCCAUCACCUCCGCUCCAUCCACGUCCGAACCUCCUCCGAACGCGCAUACCAACCUGUCGACCUUUUUACGUACCAUCUCCCAGACCUGUUCGGCUGUCGAUUCGCUGGAACACACGUUGAAGGAAAAGGAAGGUGCGAUGCACGGGGUGGAGGAGGAUCUAGAGAGGUUGGUACCUCAGAUCCUAUCUGAACUCGAUCGUCGGAUCGCUGACCGGCAAGCCUCGAUCGAGAGAAUUCAAGCGGAACGUGUCAAGCGGGAACGUAUACUCUUCAUCUCCUCGAUCGUAGCUUCGAUUUUGAUCUGUAUACUCGCCAUAGGGGUUGGGUGGUGGUACUCUACCCGGUAGGUGUGACGGCAUGAAUCACGUGAUCUACGUGAUUUGCCUCCGGCGGGUCGGGGGCAAUGACCGUUCGGUUAUCGACGUGCGUUUUGGGAUCCGGGCAGGCGCGGCCGAGGGGAGGAUGGGGUCGUCAAUGCAUCGAUGUCGAUGACGGUCAUGGUGAUGAUCAUGGUCAUGGUUGGCGACCAAGCGACCAACGGAUACGGGGGGGUGGACAUGGGAAGAAGGGGGUGGAUGGAUCUACUCCGGGAAUAGGAAAUGUCCGGGUGUUGUGUGCUUGUCGGGGUCUCCGUGGGACCGUUGUAUAUAAGACCAGUGUCCCCUUUGUUGACGGUCGCCGCUCUCUCGUAUUUACCGGU